Molecule: messenger RNA, 1226 nt
Organism: Tetranychus urticae (two-spotted spider mite)
Lineage: Eukaryota; Metazoa; Arthropoda; Arachnida; Trombidiformes; Tetranychidae
Product: ribonuclease H2 subunit B
Biological process (GO): RNA catabolic process
Cellular component (GO): nucleoplasm; ribonuclease H2 complex
Source: RefSeq, a predicted model, not a curated record
AUUUUCAAAACAGCCGGUCUUGAACUUACCGCGUUUUACUUAUGUUUAUUGACUGAUGUUAGUGUUUGUUUAUUUGUUGGAAAGAUUGUAAAUUUCGUUAAUUAUUUAUUUUUGCUUAUUCUGUUGUGAUUAUGACCAGUGAAGAUCGAGAUUACAAAGUUAUCACAUUGCCAAGGGCAUGUUUGGGCAAAAAGUUGAAAAGCUUUAAAUUUGGAAAAGAUGGAUCUUAUCUGUUCGAUGCUGAAUACUCCAAUGUUUACGAAGUUGUUGAGUAUAAGGAACAAAAUAGAUCAUGGUUCAUGGGAGAUAUCGUUAUCAAAGAUGGAUCUCUUCUAAUGAUAACAAGAGUUGAUCCAUUAUUUUUAAUUUUACCCUGCCUAAUAGAAAACAAGCAAGUCUUCGCGACUCUUCAGGGUAUCACUGAAGAGAACACAGGUGCUAGUACCUUGAUAAAAGCCUUGAUUCCUAACGAAAGAGAAAUAAUGUCUUCAGUUGCUGAAACAAAGGAUUUUGAAGAUGAAAUAUAUUACCGUUUGGACGAAAAAAAGCUAAUGAUCUGGUUAAAAGCUAAAGUUAAAAAUGUUGUCAAGUGUCUUAAAGCGAUUGGAGUAGACGUAAGCCAAAAAUCUAACAAAGUAAAUAAAUUUGUUUCCGGACGUCAAGAGGAAACCAACGAAAAGGACUACAUUAUAUACGCUUUAAAUCUAUUAGCCAAAUAUUUGCAUGAUGACCACCUGAAAGCUUUACAAGAAACUUAUAAUGUAAAAAUUAACGCUGAACCUGAACCUGAAUCAAAAGCGACUCCUAAAGGAACGAAACGGUCUUUUAAUGAAACUAAAACCGAAAAAUGUGAACCAAUCGAAAAUUACUAUUCAACUGAAACUCAUACCAAUGGUGAAAGUAAAAAGGUCAAAAUGAGCAGAUCUCAGAAAGAGCUGCAGCAAGCAGCUAAUAAAUCAGGAGUCCGGAAAAUAAGUCAAUUUUUCAAAAAGAAAUAGUUCUUGGCUUGCAAAGCAAAAUUGUCAUUUAUGCUAUUUUUGUAUUUACCUUUGUGAUUAAGAAUCGUGCGUCUAUUAUUUCCUAUUUUUACUAAUAUAUUAAUGCAAUUCUCAUUUAUCAGAAACUUGUAAAGUAUUAUCUUUACUGCCGCUUACUUCCAUAGGCGUCUGAAUUGAUUAAACUUUGUGAUUUACUAAAUUAAACUUGAAUGGCUCGUUAAUUUCAAA